Nematostella vectensis (starlet sea anemone) is the source of this 3840-nucleotide messenger RNA. Its product is annotated as amyloid beta A4 precursor protein-binding family B member 1-interacting protein. The transcript has 14 exons. The record is from RefSeq and is a predicted model, not a curated record. Gene Ontology annotation, biological process: signal transduction. Bases 498 to 2846 code for a protein of 782 amino acids. NCBI's taxonomy places the organism in Eukaryota, Metazoa, Cnidaria, Anthozoa, Actiniaria, Edwardsiidae.
AGGGGUUUAUGCUCUAAUUUUCCUUUCAACUUCCCCAAUAACAUUCGCGCAUUUUAUUCGAGAAGUCCAGACUGUCAAUCAAAUCGUGUCAAUCAAACAACAUCGCAUCUUUCGCCGCAUCGGGAAGCCUGCGAACUAAAACAGCAAGUUCGCAAUGCCACACACGGGGGAUUGAUAUUAUGUUGUGUGUGUACCUUACGUCGCUUUGAUAACACUGUAUUACCCCAAGCUUAUCCAAUUGAAGAGUUCCCGAGUCGUUUAUCUCCCUACUGUCGAAACUAAUUGAUAACUGGGCUAUUCCUGAGAUAAGGGCUUAUCAAGCGGUGUAAUCUACCUGUCAUAUCCAUUAAAGCUCGCAUUAUUCUGCUGCUCUUACGAUGAAACUAAUUAAUUGUGGUCAAAGCGCGCUGUCUGCUAUCUCAAGUGGCUCAGAGCGUGUACAUCGAGCGCGGGGGGAAUUCUGUGUUAGGAAGGAGGUGGAUUGUUGACAGCCGACCAUGGAGGCCCCAAAGUAUACAGACUCGGGCGAAGUCGAUCUCGAUGCCUUGUUGGAAGAUCUGUGUGUUAUGGAGAAGGACCUAAAUGCGAAUAAGACAGAGAAUGUGAACGAUCCUACCCCUGCCAUGGAACCCACGUUCCCAGUCAAACUGAACUCUCCGAUCUCACCGACUGCCAAGAUAUCUGCCGAUGUGCGUUCGCGUCUGGAAAGCGUCCAGGAAGAGUCCAAGGAGCUCACCCCGGAAGAGCAGCAAGAGCGAAUAAAAGCAGAAAAAAUACGAAUCGCGUUGGAAAAGCUUCGAGCUGCAAGGGUGAAGAAGCUCGUGGUAAAAGUGUACAAUGAUGAGGACCCGACGUCUAAGACCAUCGCCAUCGACCAGACGUGGACCUCAUGGGAAGUGUGCAAGAAGAUGAUGAGAAAGAACGAUGCUGAACCCGACCCCAACUGGGUACUGGUAGAAAGACUACCGGAACUUUGUAUAGAGAGGUCCCUUGAGGAUCACGAAUCCGUAGUCGACGUCGUGUCCAGUUGGCCGUGGGAGAACAACAACAGAAUCGUCAUCAACAAUAAGCGAGAAAAAUAUGCACUCUUCAAAAACCCACAGAACUACCUCCUAUCAAGUGAUACUUCUGCUGGAGCUGCUCAGCUGGCAGAGAAAAGCAAAGACAUUUUACUUCAGGAAUAUUUCAAUGAAUCGGCGAUGCGAUUACCCGAGCUCGAUGGCGUGUUGUACCUCAAGGAUGGCAAAAAAAGCUGGAAAAAGCACUACUUCGCCCUUAGGGCCUCUGGAAUCUACUACACGCCCAAAGGCAAAACCAAGUCCUCUAGGGAUCUCGUCUGUUUAAUUAAGUUCGAGUUCGUCAACAUCUAUUACGGCAACGCGUCGUUUAAAAAGAAAUUCAAGGCGCCAACGGACUAUUGCUUCAUUCUAAAGCAUCCCGAAUACCACGAAGUCGAGUCAAAAGCCAUCAAAUAUUUCUGUGCAGAAGACGUGAAGACCUUCAACCGAUGGGUGGUUUGCAUCAAGCUUGCCAAGUACGGCUAUCAAUUACUCGAAAACUACUCGGAGACUCAGGACGAGAUGGAGAACCUCGCUUUCACGUUGGAUAAGAACAGAUUUCCCAAGGCGGCUAGCUUCAGUGUGAGCGCGAGAUCCGAUGAAAACGAUGAAUCGCAGCAACAAUUGAGCACUGCCCGAGAUAACGCAAAAGCGCAGUCUGACCGGAUCAAGAAAGGGGGCUUUGGAACUGGAAGUCAAAGCUUCUCAGUGACAAGCUAUCAACAACAGAAACGUAAGCCUAAAACCAUCGGCAAUCUGUUUUCUGAUGCCUGGAAGAAAGGAACAGAAUACGAAGAGAAUGAAGCCCCUAUCUCGCCAGACACCCCCUCCACGUCAAGUGCAGGGCCAGGGAUGACUCCCAACACCACUGAGCCUCGCUCUUUCAACAUCGACAAUGCGAUCAUCAUGGAUGACAUUGUAGAAGAGCCCAUGACCCGCCCACGGGACCUCCCUAUUUAUGGCUACUCUAACGGUGAGGCUGGGAUUCCAUCUCCAUCCGAGGUGAAAACCAAGUCACCACCUGCACCGCCCCUACCACCCAAAGUGACACCUAAACCACCAGCACCUCCACAAUUUGCACCCGUACCACCACCACCAUGUGCACCCAUCCCACCCAUGCCAUGCUCAGCACCCUUACCCCCGGCGCCCGCUCCCUUCUCUGCCGCACCCCAUCUACCACCUGCGCCUAACAUCAGUGCAGAACCACCACCGCCACCUCCAGUAGCCAGGAAGCCGUCACGGUCGAACAGCACUUCUUCCCAGCGCAGCCUCGAAUUGCAGUCCCCGUCAAGAGAAGAAGGUCCAUCACUUAUCACUGCAGAACCACCACCGCCACCUCCAGUAGCCAGGAAGCCGUCACGGUCGAACAGCACCUCCUCCCAGCAGAGUAUAGAGUCAGCACCAGGGAGCCCUCCCACAGGGGCUGACGAUUUUCCCCCUCCCCCUCCCCCUCCUGUCAUGAAAAAGCCGUCUCGUAGUGGGAGCCUUAAGGAGAGCAGACUUCACCCUCCCCUCCCUAGUAUUCAUGGAUCUACAGACUCCCUUGACAGCCUUCCCCUGCCACCCCCUCCUCCGGAGCUUCUUGGGUCGGACGCUGACUUACCACCACCCCCUCCGGAGGUUCUCUUCAAGAGUAAUCUGGAGUCUUCGCUUGCGAGAUCGAACAGUGAAAGCAGGGGGAGGUCUUUAAGUGGCGACAGAUUCCCCCCUCCCCCUCCCCCAAAGUCAGGGAAAACCCGAACGAAUAGUGUUGGCAAAGCACCGCCUCCACCGCCUUUACGCACGUGACUCUGAGUUGUACAGUUUAUUAUUUGAGUUAUAUUACUGUAUUCCCGAAGAACGUCGUAAUGACUGUGGAUCAUUUGAAAAUUACCUUGGAGUAUCAUUGUAAUGUUUGAUGGCAUCAUGUUUGUCACUGUCAUUGAUCGACAUUUUCCCAAUCAUCGUCGCCAUUCUAUUGAUGUAAAGCAUCUCAUCUUUGCCUCCAUUUGUCGUAUUCCGACAAGCUAUCACGGACAUAAGCGUUCGUCGUCAUCCGCGUCGUCGUCAUAAUCUGAGGAUCCACCAUUUCCUGGUUUUGAAUGGUCAUCGGAUGCUUAUUGGCGUUAUGUGUGUGUUGAUGCACCGCUAGUGUUGUUAUAUUUGCCAUGAAAACCGUACAAUCACAAGCACUGCCUCUAAUGGAUCUUUGCCGUCAUCACCUUCAACACCAGUUUUGCACAUUUGAAUGGAUUUACUUCAUUAAUUCUUAUGUUUGCUUGCGUUAUGCAUUAGAUCCUUAGCUGCAGUCUGGUGAAUGACAUGAGCGACUCGAGCGACGCGUUUAAUCAACGGCUUGUCAAGGCCUUGCUAACGACGCCCGCGACGUAAGCAGCAUGCUUUGAAAGAAUCUUGCUAACGACGUAAGCGACAUAAUAGGGAACAUGGCUAAAGACGUGGGGUUUAUUGUGGGAAACAUUGCUAACAAACGACGUAAGCAGCAUGUCUUGACCAAUACAACCUAGCAUCUAAAGCCUUCCAAAUAACACAAGUCAAGCGAUUGGACGCAAACUGCAUCAUAUCAUGUUGUCGGUACGACUCUCGCUAACAUUUUUUUAGCAUCAUUGUGAUACUGCAUUGCGCUGUAAAUUAUUAUUUUAUGCAUAUGCAUAUUAGAAGAAAGACUAAAGGUUCAACAUUCUUGACAUUUUAAUUGAAAAAUCAGUAACAGAAUGAAAUGUUUUAAAAAACAAGGCAGUGCUGAUGAAUAUGUCUUCAAAGAGAAAUAAAAUAUGAAGAAAUA